Messenger RNA from Tricharina praecox, 752 nucleotides. Its product is annotated as ubiquitin-related domain-containing protein. The transcript has 3 exons. The record is from RefSeq and is a predicted model, not a curated record. Gene Ontology annotation, cellular component: cytoplasm; nucleus. Gene Ontology annotation, biological process: modification-dependent protein catabolic process; protein ubiquitination. NCBI's taxonomy places the organism in Eukaryota, Fungi, Ascomycota, Pezizomycetes, Pezizales, Pyronemataceae. Gene Ontology annotation, molecular function: ubiquitin protein ligase binding; protein tag activity; zinc ion binding. The coding region runs from base 223 to 663 and encodes 146 amino acids.
GUCCUCCUUCUUUGCUCUUAAGACAGACUCCUCGUCCUCGUCCUCGUCCUCUCCAUCAGCCUUCGUCGUCUCUCCUCCUCCUCGCGUCAAGCUCCCAACACCUCACCGGAAACUCUCGCCGCCCCCCCAACCCGCGCGAAGCUCCUGCUCUACAGCUCUUCAACUCCAUUCUACAGUCGUCCAAAUCCAUCACAACACACGUCCUAUCUAUCAAUCCUCAUCAUGCAGAUUUUCGUCAAGACGCUUACCGGCAAGACCAUCACGCUCGAGGUUGAGUCAUCGGAUACCAUCGACAAUGUGAAGAGCAAGAUCCAAGACAAGGAGGGCAUCCCGCCGGAUCAGCAGCGCCUGAUCUUUGCCGGAAAGCAGCUUGAAGAUGGCCGAACCCUCUCGGAUUACAACAUCCAGAAGGAGUCCACUCUACACUUGGUCCUGCGGUUACGAGGCGGUGCGCCCAAGAAGAAGACAUGUUCAUUUAAGGAAUGUUCAAAUGCCGCACAACGGAUAGUCGGAGACUGCACAUUCUGCGACGGCCACUUCUGCGGCAAGCAUCGGCUGUUGGAGGACCACAAGUGCACCGGGCUGGAGAACUGCAGGAAAGAGUCUCACGACCGGAAUGCGAUGAAGCUGAAUUCGGAGAGGACCUUUGUCGGAAAAGUCUAGCGUUGGCGAUCAUCGCAUCUGUUGGAUGAUAGCUUUCGACUCUCUCCUACUCACCUGUCGUCAUCGCUUGUCGCAGCUCGUCCACUUUU